CGACGGGAGGGCGGGACCGGGCCUGCGCGCGGCGCCGGGCGGAGCUGCCCUGGAACUUGUAGCCCACCCUGGCCCAGUCCGGGCGUAGAGGCUGGCCGGACGAGCCAUGCACGCGGGGAGAGACGGGCUCUUGGCCGCGGGGAUUCUCGGUGUGGCCUGUCUGGUGCUCCAUUUGGACUUCAUCAGCUGUGAGCCCCAGCCGAUAUACGGAACUGUAAACAUGAGCGUAACUUUGUACACAUCGGGCUCUAUACCCAUUAAAGAGAUAAUGUGGAAAAAAAAAAAAGAUAAAGUCGUAGAAUGGGAUGAAGAACUCUUAAAGCCCAGAGCUUACCCGCCGUUUGUAGAUAGGGUUCAUCUGGACAUCACAUCAGGAAACCUUACCAUCUUCAAUCUAACAUCAUCGGAUGAAGAGGACUAUGAAGUCGAACUUUCAAGCGUUACCGAUACCAAGUUCACCCUUUACGUGAUUGAGCCUCUUCCAUUUCCAACACUAAAUUGCACAUUCACUGCCGAAAACAUUACAGUCCGCUGCAGGAUCCCGGAAACCUACAGCAGCCAUGUAAACCUUAUAAAGUACUCCUGGAAUUGCUUCUCGGAACAGUGUCAAAAUAGCACCAAUUCAUCUGAAGUUUCUAUUAAGAGGGAAAGUGAUCUCUCACAGGAAAUAGAGUGUAUCAUCAGUAAUCCGUUGUCCAAACAGGCAUCAUCACUGGUUUUAGCAACCUGUGUCCCAGAUAAUUCAAGGCACAGUUUUGUGAUUAUAGCAGCAGUGUUAUUUGUGGUGAUACUGGCAAUGUUUGUAUUGCUGUAUGGAAGAGAUUUUCUGAAACGUGGUGGAGAAAGAGACAGAACCGAGAAAGAAGCCAUAAAUGACAGGAAUUCUGACCCCAGCAGCCGGUUGCACACCACCCCGUAGCAGAGGAACAAAACAGGGCUCUUGUUUGGCUCCAGCUGACUGGUGCUUCAAGAUGGUUAAACCAAGUGUACAGUAACUAAGUUAUUUAAGUAACGAAAAGCCAUCUGGUUUACCAUUGAAGUUUGACAUCAUUUUCAAGGAAAUUGUGGAAUCCUAACCUGAAGUGGUCCUUUGGCAGAGGGUUUUUUUGGGAACACUUGGUGGGGUGGGGGCGGGGGGGCUCAGUCGACUGAACUUCUGACUCUUGGUUUCGGCUCAGGCAUGAUGCCAGGGUCGUGGGAUUGAGCCCUGUGUUGGGUCCAUCCUGAGUGUGGAACCUGCUUGGGAGUCUCUCUCUCCUUCUGCCCCUUCCCCACUCACGCUCACUCUUUGCCCUCUCUCUCUCUCUCUCUCUCUCUCUC
Molecule: messenger RNA, 1320 nt
Organism: Panthera uncia (snow leopard)
Lineage: Eukaryota; Metazoa; Chordata; Mammalia; Carnivora; Felidae
Gene: CD58
Product: CD58 molecule
Exons: 7
Coding region: 107-919 (270 amino acids)
Cellular component (GO): cell surface
Molecular function (GO): signaling receptor binding
Source: RefSeq, a predicted model, not a curated record